Molecule: messenger RNA, 1845 nt
Organism: Acipenser ruthenus (sterlet)
Lineage: Eukaryota; Metazoa; Chordata; Actinopteri; Acipenseriformes; Acipenseridae
Gene: sp6
Product: Sp6 transcription factor
Exons: 2
Coding region: 503-1336 (277 amino acids)
Biological process (GO): regulation of transcription by RNA polymerase II
Molecular function (GO): DNA-binding transcription factor activity, RNA polymerase II-specific; RNA polymerase II cis-regulatory region sequence-specific DNA binding
Source: RefSeq, a predicted model, not a curated record
ACAAGUGGGAGGAGCCACUCUGGAGGGAAAAGGUACGGAAAGCAGGUGAUGAAAGCAGUAUGAAGAGAAGGAGCCACAGGCAGAAGUUUCAAGGACGCACUCGGGGAAAGCACACUGUCAGCUGUUGGACUGUAUGAGCGACUGUGGAUAAGGAUCACUGGAUCACAGCCGGAGACCACCGGGUACAGGAGUCUUCACCUGUCUUUUUGUAUCACUCCACUGUGUCACUGUUCCUCGUUGUUUUCAAAAGUUUAAAGAACAUCACUUGACAAGUUAGGAGCAGCAGCUAGCAGGAAAGAACUUGACUGCUUUGUGGACCACUUGAACGAUUCCUUCAUUCGCUGGAGUCUGCUGCCUCCUUCUUCCGACUGGAUCUCUUCCUCUCCAAGCUGUGAUAUAAUGUUAUGAUCGAAGCCCGGUGGAGAAUUUAAACGUUUCACAGAAGCAGGCUUCCCAGGUCUCCAACAUUCAGCUACCAAAAGUAUUCACUGAGCUCGCGCCCAUGGCCCACCCCUAUGAGGCUUGGUUUAGACCCACCCACCCCAGUGAGAGCACCGAAGACGUGCCCUCCUGGUGGGACCUCCAUUCAGGGACCACAAGCUGGAUGGACCUCCAGAACGUCCAAGGUGGCCUCCAGGCCUCCACCCAGGCUGGAGGGCUGCAGCCCCCCAUCGGCACCUACGCUUCGGAGCCCCAGCUCUGCGGACCCCCUUCCCACCAACCCCCAGCCACCCAGCACCUCUACACCCAGGAUGGGUUCAAGCAACUGGACGUCACGGGGCAGGAACUCCACCAGCUGGAGGAGCCCGUGGACGUGGGCAACAGGCCCAAGAGCCACCGGCGGUCCGUGCCACGCAGCUCCAGCCAGACAGCCUGCCGUUGCCCAAACUGCGUGGAGGCAGAGCGGUUGGGGCCCUGCGUCAACGAGGAUGGCAAGAGGAAGCAUCUCCACAACUGCCACAUCCCUGGCUGCGGCAAAGCCUAUGCCAAGACCUCGCACUUGAAGGCCCACCUCCGCUGGCACAGCGGCGACCGGCCCUUCGUCUGCAACUGGCUCUUCUGCGGCAAACGCUUCACCCGCUCCGAUGAGCUCCAGCGACACCUCCAGACCCACACGGGCGCCAAGAAGUUCACCUGCACCGUCUGCAACCGGGUCUUCAUGAGGAACGACCACCUCGCCAAGCACCUCCGGACCCACGAGGGGGCCAGGGAGGAGGGGGAGGCCAGCGCAGGAGUCGACAGCAAGAGCUUCGAGGCGAGCCCCGACGCCACCCUUAAACCCAAACGGGAACCCGAGUCCAGCGCCACGCCCGGGGGAGGCGGCCAGCCCAACUAACGGCACGUCAUCAACCAGAAAAGCCUGCGAAAGUGACGGCAGUGUCAAAAUGCAUCGGAGGGUGCUGUAGGCGUUUUUUUUUUAGACUAGACUCCUAGUCUACGAGGUAAAUAAAGCCUGCCUCUAGAGGUGUGCACCCUAACGACUUUCCUAUUAGAGGCUGGAGCUGUCUAGAGAUUUAAAUAGUUUUAGGGGUUUUUAUCGAUUUUUUUUACUGAGGCACUUAAAUGUUUUUUUUGUUUGUUUUUUUUUGGAUCAUGGAAAGACGCCAUUCACUUCUGGCAAUCCAGUACUUUAAAAUCAAAUGUACUAAAUUGUGCACUGAUACGCUGAGUGUGGCUCACACACUGAUUACCAUACCUAUUAAAUCCAGUUAGUCAAGUACUCGUCUGUAUUGCAUUUAACAGUUGGGCUAACUGUUGUAUUGUUGUUUACCUGUACUGUACAAAUAGUUCCUUUUACAUCUUGAAAUCUUUUAUUUGUAUUUAAUAAAGGGCUUUCACAGGAAA